Asparagus officinalis (garden asparagus) is the source of this 1119-nucleotide messenger RNA. RefSeq names its product heterogeneous nuclear ribonucleoprotein 1-like. Bases 1 to 1119 code for a protein of 372 amino acids. Gene Ontology annotation, molecular function: RNA binding. NCBI's taxonomy places the organism in Eukaryota, Viridiplantae, Streptophyta, Magnoliopsida, Asparagales, Asparagaceae. The transcript has 3 exons. The record is from RefSeq and is a predicted model, not a curated record.
AUGGAUCCCAGUACCAAAACAGAGCCUAAAUUGACUACCCUAAAGUCCAAAUUUUCUCCCCCGUCGAUUUUGGAGAGAGAGGGGGGGGGGGGAGAGAAGGAGCUUGGAUAUGACAACGAUGAGGACGCAGGGGAAGUCUUCGUUGGGGGAUUAGCUGGGGACACCACAGAGGAGAUGUUGAAGGGGCAUUUUGGGAACUACGGCAAGGUCGCCGCCGGGAUCGUGAGCUCUAGAAACUACGGAUUCAUUGCCUUCGCUGAUCCGACGAUCGCCGAACGGGUUCUUGAGGACGAGCAUGUGAUCAAUGGGAAGUGGGUGAAUGUAAAAAGAUUCAUAAAGGAUGGAGGAGGAGGAGGUGGUGGUGGAAAUGUUUGGACUGAUCAAAUUUAUGUUGGAGGGUUGGCCCCUACCGUGACUGAACAUGAACUCUGCCAGUAUUUCCAGAACUAUGGCGUUGUGACUGAGUCAGUCAUCAUACGUGAUAAAAAGACCCUGGGAUUAGGGGUGGAAAAUGAAUAUGCUGUUAAUCGGGUGCUGGAUGAGACAUUUCAUGAGCUGAAUGGGAGAUUGAUGGACGUUAGGCCUGCCCAUCGUCGUAGUUCUAGUGCAAAUUCUGAUUCAUAUGAUGGUAGAAUGAAUGCAAAUAGGUAUGAUAUGCAACCAAAAACAGCUGGUGGUCACUAUUCUUCUUAUAGCUCAUCAGGUUAUGGAAUGACUAGUUAUCAGUAUGGUCUCGGAGGACAUGGUGGGCCUUCGGGUGCCCAAGGAAAUCCUAGUGCACGUACAGGUGGCAAUGCAGGUUACGUGUCAGCCUCACAUGGUGGGCCUUCGGGCGCCCAAGGAAAUCCUAGUGCACGUACAGGUGGCAAUGCAGGUUAUGGAUCAGCCUCAAUUUGGAAUACUCAGCCUCUGACUAUUACAUCUGCUGGUUCAUAUCACGGUAGAAUAGAAACAAAUAGGUAUUGUGUGCCACGACAAACAGCUGGUGGUGGCCAUUCUUCUUAUGGCUCACCGGAUUAUGGAAUGCCUAGACAUCCACCUGUUGCUCCAAGAAGCGCCAGGAGAAAUCAAGCUCCAAAUGCAAAUGAUGAUAGCAGCUAUACUUUUUAUCUUCUCUGA